This is a messenger RNA of Nelumbo nucifera (sacred lotus), 1650 nucleotides long. Its product is annotated as putative glucose-6-phosphate 1-epimerase. Gene Ontology annotation, cellular component: cytoplasm. Gene Ontology annotation, biological process: carbohydrate metabolic process. The record is from RefSeq and is a predicted model, not a curated record. Lineage: Eukaryota; Viridiplantae; Streptophyta; Magnoliopsida; Proteales; Nelumbonaceae. Gene Ontology annotation, molecular function: carbohydrate binding; glucose-6-phosphate 1-epimerase activity.
CUAUUACUUGUAUUAUUUUCUUUUCCUUUUUUCUUUUGUCAUAAAAAUAAAAGGAAAAAUUUCUGGUUAGUGAAUGGAAUCCUCUCCAGAUGUUCACGCUCGUUAACGGAAAGAGACACAAAUGAGAAGGGCAUACAGUGAGAGGAUACAGUGAUUCUCGUUGAGAGAGGCCCCAUCUCUAUAACUCUCUCUCUCUCUCUCUCUCUCUCUCUCUCUCAGGAAAAUGGGGUUCUUGCAAGCUCGAAGUGGGUGGCCUGUUCGUCAGACUCGAAACCGAUAUUAAUAAAGAAAAAAUAAAAGCUGGAGACUGGAGUGGAGGAAAGGGAGAGUCCAUCCACUUGUUAAUAGUUUAAGAGCGAGGUUGCGGUCGAAGCAGAUGCCGUUGAACAUCAUUCAUUACGCCGAUGGACUACCCCGGAUUAUAUUGACGGAGCCCGGCGGAUCAUCAGCUGAGGUGCUCUUGUAUGGUGGGCAAGUUGUGUCUUGGAAGAAUGAACGUAGAGAAGAAUUACUUUUUAUAAGCAGCAAGGCUUCUUGGAAACCACCUAGAGCCAUUAGGGGAGGAAUACCCGUUUGCUUUCCCCAGUUUGGUAAUUUGGGAUCACUAGAGCAACAUGGAUUUGCAAGGAACAGAUUGUGGUCAUUAGAUAGCUGCCCAUCACCACUUCCUCCGGCUAACAACCAGUCAACUGUGGAUCUCAUCUUGAAGUCAACAGAGGAGGAUCAUAAGAUGUGGCCACGGAGUUUUGAAUUGCGGUUACGUAUUUCACUUGGUGCUGGCAAGCUGACUUUGAUCCCUCGGGUGAGGAAUACUGAUAACAAGGUCUUCUCAUUUACGUUUGCUCUGCGUAAUUACCUAUGCGUAUCAGAUAUCAGUGAAGUGCGUGUUGAGGGUUUGGAGACGCUUGAUUACUUUGAUAAUCUAAUGCAGAAAGAGAGAUUCACAGAGCAGGCAGAUGCAAUUACUUUUGAUGGAGAGGUGGAUCGUGUGUAUUUGAGCACACCAACAAAGAUUGCCAUCAUAGACCAUGAGAAGAAAAGAACCCUUGUACUCAGGAAAGAAGGCCUGCCAGAUGCAGUUGUAUGGAACCCAUGGGACAAGAAGGCCAAGGUUCUACCAGAUUUUGGGGAUGAGGAUUACAUGACCAUGUUGUGUGUGGAUUCAGCUGCAAUUGAGAACAAAAUUGUCCUUAAACCGUUUGAAGAAUGGAAGGGCCGCCAAGAGCUUUCGGUCGUAUCAUCAAGUUACUGCAGUGGGCAGUUGGAUCCUCAGAAGGUACUUUAUGGCUUUAGUUGACCCUAGGAUGUGGUAAAUGGAGGCUUACCUGUAUGAUAUAGGACUAUUUUCUUCUUUGAUGUGCUAUAUUUAUAUGCACCACUUUUCUGUGUUUUGUUUUAGUUGCGGUGGUUAGGAACUUAGGGGUUCCUGAAGGUGAGUGUAGAUGACCAAAGCACUUGCUUUUUAAUAUUUGACAUAGUAACCUACCUGCCUUUGUUUAGUUUUGUGAAGGUUACAAAGGCAUUGAAAUCUUGUAUGCAUAUGGUGCAGUGCCAAUAGUCAUGGGUUAAUCUGUUUUUGUAGUAAAUUGAAGCCCUAAUCCUGAUUACAGAGUUGAUAUUCAUGGAGUCACCAUGUUUAUUGGUUUGAAA